AUGCAUCUUCUCGCCCUCCUGAUUGCCACAUGUGCUCCCGCACUGGUUCUUGCCCAGCGUGGACCGGGUGAGAUUUGUGCCCCCUACCCCGGUGCCUUCUGUGAUGAAGGCCUCACGUGUGUCUCUUGUCGUCCCGGUGUUCCAGGAGCUCCUGGAGUUUGUGCUUUCCGUGACCCUUGCAAGCGCAACGCCGAUGUCUGGUAA
This is a messenger RNA of Aspergillus alliaceus, 204 nucleotides long. RefSeq lists its product as uncharacterized. The transcript has 2 exons. Bases 1 to 204 code for a protein of 67 amino acids. NCBI's taxonomy places the organism in Eukaryota, Fungi, Ascomycota, Eurotiomycetes, Eurotiales, Aspergillaceae. The record is from RefSeq and is a predicted model, not a curated record.